Molecule: messenger RNA, 3579 nt
Organism: Musa acuminata subsp. malaccensis (wild Malaysian banana)
Lineage: Eukaryota; Viridiplantae; Streptophyta; Magnoliopsida; Zingiberales; Musaceae
Product: valine--tRNA ligase, mitochondrial 1
Biological process (GO): valyl-tRNA aminoacylation
Cellular component (GO): cytosol
Molecular function (GO): ATP binding; aminoacyl-tRNA deacylase activity; valine-tRNA ligase activity
Source: RefSeq, a predicted model, not a curated record
UCGCAUCGUCCCCCCUCUCCGUAUAUCCUUGACUUCCCGGCUGCCUAAGAAGAGUUCUUCCGCGACUUCCGUCACCGAAGGCCGGAGUGGCGUUUGGAUUGAAGACGUUCUCUUCCCUCCACCAUCUCAGGCGGGGGGCCGUCGUGCCACCGGUUUUUCUUCGAUUUUUUUGUAAGGUACUCAAAUCAAGGCCGAUUGCGGUGACCGCUUACACGAUGGAUCCGAUUGAAGAUCAAGAUCUGGAGAGGAAACUAAAAAAGGAGCAAAAGGCUAAACUGAAAGAAGAGAAAAAACUUAAGGCUGCACAAAAGGCAGAAGCUGCAAAACUCCAGGCACAAAGGUCAUCUGAUGGAGCUAAGAAGAGUGAGCGAAAACAGAGGAAAAGAGAUGUUGAAGAAGAGAAUCCCGAGGAUUUUAUGGACCCUCUUACCCCGGUUGGAGAGAAAAAGCAGCUCUCUCGUCAAAUGGCCAAGCAAUACAAUCCCAGUGCUGUUGAAAAAUCAUGGUAUUCAUGGUGGGAAGCAUCAGAUUUCUUUACAGCAGAUGCAAGCAGCCCAAAACCAUCUUUUGUUAUUGUACUUCCACCUCCAAAUGUGACUGGUGCUCUUCAUAUAGGUCAUGGCCUUACUGCUGCUAUACAGGACACAAUUAUCCGUUGGAAAAGAAUGUCGGGCUACAAUGUUCUAUGGGUUCCUGGAAUGGACCAUGCUGGCAUAGCAACCCAGGUGGUCGUGGAGAAGAAGUUGAUGCAGGAAAGAAAAUUAACGAGGCAUGAUCUUGGGCGUGAAGGGUUUGUGUCUGAGGUUUGGAGAUGGAAAAAUAAGUAUGGAGGCACCAUCCUAAACCAAGAGCGUCGAUUGGGAGCUUCACUUGACUGGUCUCGUGAGUGCUUCACAAUGGAUGAGGCAAGAUCAAAGGCAGUAACAGAGGCUUUUGUCAGGCUUUAUAAAGAAGGCUUAAUCUAUAGGGAUCAUCGCCUUGUGAAUUGGGACUGCACAUUACGAACAGCAAUAUCUGAUAUUGAGGUUGAUCAUGAGGACAUCAAAGAAGAGACUUUUAGAAAAGUCCCUGGUUAUGAUCAUGAUGUUCAGUUUGGUGUUUUGACUUCUUUUGCCUAUCCACUUGAGGGAGGUUUGGGUGAGAUUGUAGUUGCCACCACAAGAGUGGAGACAAUGCUUGGUGAUACUGCAAUUGCUGUUCAUUCUAAAGAUAAACGUUAUGCUCAUCUUCAUGGAAGAUUUGCAGUUCAUCCAUUCAAUGGGAGGAAGCUUCCAAUAAUCUGUGAUGAUAUGCUUGUUGAUCCUGAAUUUGGAACUGGGGCUGUCAAAAUUACGCCAGCUCAUGACCCUAAUGACUUUGAAGUUGGAAAACGCCAUAACCUUGAUUUCAUUAAUAUCUUUACUGAUGAAGGGAAGAUCAAUAUCAAUGGUGGUGCAGACUUUGAAGGGAUGCCACGAUUUGCAGCUCGUGUGGCUGUUAUUGAGGCAUUGCAGGCAAAGGGACUGUACAGAGGAACUCAGAAGAAUGAAAUGAAGCUUGGCAUUUGUUCAAGAAGUAAUGAUGUGGUAGAGCCAAUGAUAAAACCUCAGUGGUUUGUUGAUUGUAAAAGCAUGGCAAAACUAUCUCUUGAUGCAGUCCUGAGUAGAGACAACAAGAAAAUUGAGAUCAUUCCACAUCAGUAUGAACAAGAAUGGAAAAGAUGGCUAGAGAAUAUACGGGAUUGGUGCAUUUCAAGGCAGCUUUGGUGGGGUCACCGCAUUCCUGCCUGGUAUGUCACACUUGAAGAUGACCAGCUUAAAGAAAUGGGUUCUUACAAUGACCAUUGGGUGGUUGGAAGAAAUGAGCAGGAAGCAGUUUUGGAGGCACAGAAGAUCUUCCCAGGGAAGAAUUUUGAGAUUGCACAAGAUCCAGAUGUGUUAGAUACAUGGUUCUCAUCUGGUCUUUUUCCAUUAUCUGUGCUUGGCUGGCCAGAAGUUACACCAGAUUUUAAGGCAUUCUACCCAACUUCCUUGCUUGAAACUGGACACGAUAUUCUCUUUUUCUGGGUAGCUCGGAUGGUUAUGCUGGGAAUGAAACUUGGAGGUGAUGUGCCCUUCAGAAAGGUUUAUUUGCAUCCUAUGAUUCGUGAUGCGCAUGGCCAGAAAAUGUCAAAGUCGAAAGGCAAUGUUAUUGAUCCACUUGAAGUAAUAAAUGGCAUAUCACUAGAAGGGUUACACAAACGGUUGGAAGCAAGUAAUUUGGAUCGAAAUGAAUUGGAAAGGGCAAAAAUGGAUCAAAUUAAAGAUUUUCCAAAUGGUAUUCCUGAAUGCGGUGCUGAUGCCCUCCGCUUUGCUCUUGUUUCUUAUACAGCCCAGUCAGACAAGAUCAAUCUGGAUGUCUUGAGAGUUGUUGGUUAUAGGCAGUGGUGUAAUAAGUUGUGGAAUGCCAUACGGUUUGCCAUGACCAAGCUUGGAGAUAACUAUGCUCCCCCUAAGAUGCUUGUGGUGGAAUCUAUGCCAUCCAUCUGCCAAUGGAUACUUUCUGUUCUAAACAAGGCUGUGGCAAAAACUGUAUCAUCAUUUGAAUCAUGUAAAUUCUCAGAAGCAACUACAGCUGUAUACUCGUGGUGGCAAUUUCAGCUUUGCGAUGUAUUUAUUGAGGCUAUCAAACCCUACUUUAUGGGUUCAUCACAGUUUGAAUCUGCUAGAAAAGAUGCCAGGGAUACUUUGUGGGUUUGUUUAGACACAGGCUUGCGUUUGCUACAUCCUUUGAUGCCAUUUGUUACUGAAGAAUUAUGGCAGCGUCUUCCUCAAGCAGAAGGAACAUGCAGGAAAGAGUCAAUUAUGAUAUCAGAAUAUCCGUCAGUUGUAGAAGCCUGGACAAAUGAGAGAAUUGAGAGUGAUAUGGAGAUUGUCAAUGGUGCUGUUAGAAAGCUCAGAUCCUUACGUCCACAAAGUGACAAGAGUGAAAGAUAUCCCGCCUUUGCACUUUGCCGGGGACAUGAUGUCUCCAACAUCAUCAAGGCCUAUGAGCUAGAGAUAUUAACACUCGCCACUGUAUCUUCCCUGAAGAUUUUAACCGAGGAUGACUCGGUUCCUGCUGGAUGUGCAGUUGAUGUCGUGAAUGAAAAUCUUUCUGUCUAUCUUCAACUUCAAGGAACACUAAAUGCAGAAGCUGAAUGGGAAAAGUUAAGGAAAAGAAGAGAAGAGACACAAAAGAAACAUGAUCUUCUGGCACAGGAGAUGAAUAGUUUAGGUUACAAGGAAAAGGCUCCUCUGACCAUCCAGGAAGACCAGAUGAAGAAACUCAAUUCUUAUCUAGAUGAACUUAGGUUAAUUGACGAGGCCGAACAGGAUUUGAAGAGGAGAAUAUAAGGAAUCUAACGAAUUACAAAGACUUGUACACCAAUUGUUUCUGAUUGCUUUUGGUAUUUAAUUUGUACGCCAAAUAUUGUUAACUUAUUUGAAUGAUUGGUCAAACAUUCUUAGGUACUUGGAGAUUUUAAUUUUCUCUGUUUGCUUCUUUUAGUUGCUUGUAUGGUCAUACAGGCUGUUAAUGUUAUUACAUGACUACUUUCUUCAAAUUUUUGUUUUCAUUCCA